AUGAAAGGCCGACGAAAGAGCGCGCCGACGCGGUCGCUGGCCAUGUUCCUGCCUGCGAGUCUCCGACGGACGUUGGCAGGUGUGUCCCUCGGCAUUUCCAUUGGCAUUGCAGGGACGUUGAUCGUGCUUGGAAUCGAAGACGAAGGAGACGAGCGAAGAAGGCCUGAUACUACACCAACGGACCACAAGCCAUUGAAGCCCCAGACGCUGGUUGAACACGAAGCACUGCGCUACGGGAUGCCGUCCAACUCGAAUGUAUUCGUGCGGUCGGGCUACGUCGUGUCGUUCGACUACCGGACGCGCAAUCCGUCGUGGGUGAUGCAGUAUUUGACAAAAAGCUCGCUACAAGUCGAGCAAGAGACUGAUCGAUCGAACUCCAAGUUUAUGGUGGACAACGAUGUCCCUGCGCAGUUUCAAGUGCAUCCGAACCGGUACCUCAAGAGCGGCUACGACAAGGGGCACCUGGCUCCAGCUCGUGAUAUGAGCCAUUCACAGCAAGCCAUGGACGAGAGUUUUCUCAUGACGAACAUGUCGCCACAGGUCGGUGUGGGCUUCAACCGUGGAUACUGGGCACGCCUCGAAGGGUUUGUCCGUCACCUGGCCGGUCAGUACGACGCCGUUUAUGUCAUUACCGGACCUCUGUUUCUACCCAAGAAAAACAAACGAUCGGGAGAAUACGAGGUUUCGUACCCUGUGCUAGGCACUCCGCCGAAUGCCACAGCUGUGCCAACACACUUCUUCAAAGUAGUGCUGGGUGAACAGCGAGGCAGGCGAGCGUUUGCCGCAGCCGGCUUUAUUUUGCCGAACAAGGCCAUCCCCGAGAACAAAGACCUUCUUGAGUUUCAGGUUCCGCUAGAUGUGAUCGAGAAACAGGCUGGUCUGCUCUUUUUCGACAAGCUCAGCGGUGUUGAGAAGAUGGAUCUGUGCAGCGUGAACAAGUGUGCAGUAGUUGCCGCGUAUCGCAAGGCUUUGUUUGCCAAAUCACGCUGA
Hyaloperonospora brassicae is the source of this 990-nucleotide messenger RNA. The record is from the annotation of a GenBank genome assembly. NCBI's taxonomy places the organism in Eukaryota, Oomycota, Peronosporomycetes, Peronosporales, Peronosporaceae.